AGUAUCCUAUAAAGAAACGUCGAAUAGAACAGGGUUGGAAGUCAUACACCGCCUCUGAUGGUCAUUCCGUAGAAUUGCCAUCCGAAAUAAUUGACAUGCUUGAGAGUGACAGCUUCGUACCUGAUAAGCGCAUCGAUUUCAAAAAUGCCUUCCAGAACUUUAGUGCUCGCCAAUCAAUUAUCCUACCACAUCUUGGCCAGGAACCUAAACACUUCGCUAAAUCAUAUCAAGGAAGGACAGUUCUUGUCACUAAACAGAUGAAUGACAUAUGGGACAAGCUUUCAGCAGACAGUGACAAUUCAAUCAAGCGUGUUCUUUCAGGCCCAAUGGGUGUGGGCAAAUCAUAUAUUUCCUACUUCCUUGCAUCUAAAGCUUAUGCUGAAGAAUGGCCGAUGCUCUACAUCGCAGAUGCAUCUGAUCUUAAUGUAGAAUCACCAGAGAAAGCAGGAGAGGUGAUUUGCAGAUACUUCCUGGCACUUAAUAAAGAUAUUUUGACUGCCGCCGAACUUGAGAAGAUUGUGCAAUGUGCUAGUGAUCGUAAUACUCAACAGAUUUGGGUUACCGUCGCUGAACAAAUUCUAGACUCAAUAAAAUUAGCACGUCGCAAAGCUCUAUUAAUUGUUGACGAACAUGGUAUAUUAUUUGAAAAAGAACCGGUACCUUUAAGAAUUCACUUGUUAAGUCCUCUGAUGAACCUUAAUUUUUGGGGAGAAAAAUACAAAUUUGCACGUGUAAUCUUUACGGGGACUGCACAUGCUAAAUAUGAGAGGGAGUACUUGAAAAAUGGUCAACAUGAGUUUUGGGUGAUCUAUGUUGGUCCACUACAGAGCAAUUCAUUUGAUAUUUUGUUACAGUUGCACCCCAUACUGAGUAUACAAGGCAUCAAAGAAGACGCAAAAAGGGUUACGAAUUGUGUGCCACGUGAACUCAUAUACCUAGUUGACAUCAUCAAUCAACACAAUGUCGCUAUUACCAAUGUAGACGACUUUCAACCAAUACUAAAAAUUAUGUGA
Acaulospora morrowiae is the source of this 1013-nucleotide messenger RNA. NCBI's taxonomy places the organism in Eukaryota, Fungi, Glomeromycota, Glomeromycetes, Diversisporales, Acaulosporaceae. The record is from the annotation of a GenBank genome assembly.